AUGGUGCUCGUAGACGGUACUGGUGAUGGCUGUUGCUGCUGCCUGCUCCCUGCUGCUGGUGCUGCUGGUGGUCGUGGUGGUCGUGGUGGUCGUGGUGGUCGUGCUGGUGGUGGUGCUGCUGGUGGUGGUGCUGGUGGUGGUGCUGGUGGUGGUGCUGGUGGUGGUGGUGGUGCUGGUGGUGGUGCUGGUGGUGGUGCUGGUGGUGGUGCUGGUGGUGGUGCUGGUGGUGGUGCUGGUGGUGGUGCUGGUGCUGGUGCUGGUGGUGGUGGUGCUGGUGGUGGUGGUGCUGGUGGUGGUGCUGGUGGUGGUGCUGGUGGUGGUGCUGGUGGUGGUGCUGGUGGUGGUGCUGGUGGUGGUGCUGGUGGUGGUGCUGGUGGUGGUGCUGGUGGUGCUGGUGGUGGUGCUGGUGGUGGUGCUGGUGGUGGUGCUGGUGGUGGUGCUGGUGGUGGUGCUGGUGGUGGUGCUGAUGGUGGUGCUGGUGGUGGUGCUGGUGGUGGUGCUGGUGGUGGUGCUGGUGGUGGUGCUGGUGGUGGUGCUGGUGGUGGUGCUGGUGGUGGUGCUGGUGGUGCUGGUGGUGGUGCUGGUGGUGCUGGUGGUGCUGGUGGUGGUGGUGGUGCUGGUGGUGGUGGUGGUGGUGGUGCUGGUGGUGGUGCUGGUGGUGGUGCUGGUGGUGCUGGUGGUGGUGCUGGUGGUGCUGGUGGUGCUGGUGGUGGUGGUGGUGCUGGUGGUGGUGGUGGUGGUGGUGGUGGUGAUGGUGGUGGUGCUGCUGCUGGUGCUGCUGCUGCUGCUGCUGCUGCUGCUGCUGCUGCUGCUGCUGCUGCUGCUGCUGCUGCUGCUGCUGCUGCUGCUGCUGCUGCUGCUGCUGCUGCUGCUGCUGCUGCUGCUGCUGCUGCUGCUGCUGCUGCUGCUGCUGCUGCUGCUGCUGCUGCUGCUGCUGCUGCUGCUGCUGCUGCUGCUGCUGCUGCUGCUGCUGCUGCUGCUGCUGCUGCUGCUGCUGCUGCUGCUGCUGCUGCUGCUGCUGCUGCUGCUGCUGCUGCUGCUGCUGCUGCUGCUGCUGCUGCUGCUGCUGCUGCUGCUGCUGCUGCUGCUGCUGCUGCUGGUGCUGCUGCUGCUGCUGCUGCUGCUGCCAUAUACGCCAACGACUUUGGGUGUUCGCUGCGGCAUCUGGGCAUGGGGGAGAGCGUGAGGGAGGCGAGGUCGUGGGUCCAUAUACGCCAACGACUUUGGGUGUUCGCUGCGGCAUCUGGGCAUGGGGGAGAGCGUGAGGGAGGCGAGGUCAUGGGUGUGAAGUGCAACUGGCCUGUGGCCUCCAUAAUUUAUGGCGCCAACAGCAGCGCAUUUGCGAAUCCUACUGCACCCAUCUCCACUGCACCCAGCGCUGCACUGGCUGCCCCCUAUGGCCUCAUCAAAGUUACCAGCAAGCAUGGCGAGCAGCUUCAGGCGAAGCGUGUCGUCAUCACUGUCCCUCUGCCUGUGCUGCAAGCGGGGGAUAUCCGCUUUGACCCGCCCCUCCCAGCACCCAAGCAGCGGGCGAUAGGAGCGGUGCGCAUGGGGUGUGCCGUGAAGGAGCAUGCGGCCAAGCACCAAGCGAUAGGCGCUGUGCGCAUGGGGUGUGCCGUGAAGGUGCUCAUGGCCUUCUCUAGCCGAGUGUGGCCCACCCACCUCUUUGACAUAGUCUGCACCGACUCCUUUCUGCCCGAAGUAUGGUUCACCCGCCGCUCGCCCUCUUCCCUCCCCACCACACCCUCCACCUCCACUCCUGCUGCGCCUAUAGCUGCAGCUGUCCCCCCUCCCUCGGUCCCCAUGGGUCAGUUCCUCGCAGUCGGAUUCGCAGCAGGCGAUGCAGCGGAAGCCAUGGCGAGGCUGCCGCCCCAACUGGUGAUUUCCCGCGCUCUGGAGCAGCUAGACGCCAUGUUUGGCCGCCCGUGCUCCACCUGCAAACCAGGGCCGGACAGUAUCAGGGUAACUCAGACCUGCCCGGAAAAGUCUCAUGGAAAGGACGCAAGCGGGUUGAGUGGGGGCUGCCAGGCGCAUGGGCUGCAGCUACAGGCACUACCAAAUGGUGCUUCAGACAGCAGUGUUGGCACCUUUGUCGUGCCAGCAGCAUCAAUGGAACCACCCAGCAGCAGCAGGAGUACUGGCCCCUCGUGCCCUGCUGCUGCUGCUGCUGCUGCUGCUGCUGCUGCUGCUGCUGCUGCUACCCCUCCUCUCUGCACCUCCUGCCACCCAGCUUCUGCAUGCUUCAUUUCAGGCUGCUUCGCUGACUGGUCCAAGGACGUUUAUAUCCGUGGCGCCUACACGCAUCCAACGAUUGGAGCAGGGGAUGCAAGGGACCAGCUGGCGGUGCCUGUGGCUGGGAAGCUCUUCUUUGCUGGGGAGGCCACGCACUUCGGUGUGAACCCGUGCAUGCAAGGGGCGCUGGACACGGGUACAAGAGUGGCUAAUGAAGUGUUUUGGUCGCUUCAGGAGAGCAGGUUAUAG
This is a messenger RNA of Closterium sp. NIES-65, 2481 nucleotides long. Lineage: Eukaryota; Viridiplantae; Streptophyta; Zygnematophyceae; Desmidiales; Closteriaceae. The record is from the annotation of a GenBank genome assembly.